Messenger RNA from Oxyura jamaicensis (ruddy duck), 1337 nucleotides. RefSeq names its product microsomal glutathione S-transferase 1 (gene MGST1). The record is from RefSeq and is a predicted model, not a curated record. Bases 303 to 770 code for a protein of 155 amino acids. Lineage: Eukaryota; Metazoa; Chordata; Aves; Anseriformes; Anatidae. Gene Ontology annotation, cellular component: membrane; mitochondrion. The transcript is spliced from 5 exons. Gene Ontology annotation, molecular function: glutathione transferase activity.
CUCCGGACCCGCCUCCGCCUCCACCGCCGCGCCCGCUGGGGCGAGGCGAGGCGGGGCCCCGUGGCUGGCGGGGGUUCAGCGGGCGGCCGGGAGCAGCGGGGCGGCGGCGCUGGGCGCGCUCUCUCCAAGGGGACCCGGGCGAGGGCGCAGUUUCUCUUUGGACGCCUGCAGCAGCCGAAACGUGCUUUGAAUUCACAGCUGAGGACGGCACAGGUUUGUUAGGGAAGCCCCGUGACUUCAGCGUGGCCGCGGGGGUUUUGUUACGGAUUGAGUUUUGAAGAUCAUCAGUGAGAAGUGGAGAAAUGGCUAAACUUACCCAGCUAAUUGACAAUGAAGUCUUCCGCGCCUAUGCUACCUAUGCAACUAUUGUUCUCCUAAAAAUGAUGCUAAUGAGUCUUAUAACUGCGUACUUCAGAAUCACGAGAAAGGCGUUUGUCAACCCAGAAGAUACAGCAUCAUAUGGUAAAGGCGAGAGUGCCAAAAAAUACCUGCGGACUGAUGCAGAUGUUGAACGUGUACGCAGAGGCCACCUGAAUGACCUUGAAAACAUUGUCCCAUUUCUUGGCAUUGGACUGCUGUAUGCUCUUAGUGGCCCUGAUCUGUCCACAGCCUUGCUGCAUUUUAGGAUCUUCGUUGGGGCUAGGAUCACUCACACUUUUGCAUAUUUGAUCCCUAUUCCCCAGCCUGCCAGAGGUUUGUCUUGGGUAGUUGGGUAUGCUGUUACCAUCUCAAUGGCAUACAAAGUGCUGAAGAUGGCAUUGUAUGUGUAACUAAGUCAUAGCUUCUGUGUAUCAUUUGACAUUCCAUGCAAAGUUUCCAGUGGUGUGUGUUGAUGUCUUGAAUGAGCCAUCGUAAGUUUUACAGGGUGACUGGAAUUAAUUUUUUAACAGAGGCUUUUCAUUCCUGGUUAGAAGUAUUUCUUUUUGGAGAAAAAAAAAAAUCCCUCUCUCUGCAUUCCCUAUUCAUGGGCUGCAUUGCCAAAAUGUUAGAUUGAAUGUUCUCUUUGCUGUUUGUCAAGUGCUUAUAAUUCUAAACAUAGGAUGAUGCUGUAUUGAUAGCAUGUGUGGUAAUUUUCUACAGAUGCACUAUUUUUGGCUGUAGCUCUGAAGUCUAAAUCAAUAAAGAUAAGAUGAAAAAAAAGUGUGUUUGAAUUUUUGUUUUCAUUUCGACUCUUCUAACUGCAGACAGCAGAUAGAAUGUCACUAUCAGAAAGAGAUUUCCAAUCAUACAGUUCUUUGAAGAAUGCUUACCUUAAUAAUAAGAUGUAGCCAGCAAUGCUAGGUUUGUUGUAGAAAAUCUUUGAUGAAAUUGUUGUUUGUGUAAUCCACUUUGGGAUU